This is a messenger RNA of Aspergillus puulaauensis, 1584 nucleotides long. RefSeq lists its product as uncharacterized. The record is from RefSeq and is a predicted model, not a curated record. NCBI's taxonomy places the organism in Eukaryota, Fungi, Ascomycota, Eurotiomycetes, Eurotiales, Aspergillaceae. The transcript is spliced from 3 exons. Bases 1 to 1584 code for a protein of 527 amino acids.
AUGGGCAAUCCGACAUGGCAAGACAAGUGCGCUGCCAAACAGGCCGAAGCAGCUGCCAAAAUCCCCGCUGAAUGGCGACUGUCCGCGGAGAUCCUCCAAAAAGUCGAUAACAGCGAGCUGGAAAUCCUCGAUGUUCCCUCGAAGUGCGGCGUCCUUACUAAAGGAGAGCUUGCAAUCACUGAGAUUGCCGAUGCAACCAUGUUACGAGACAAGCUUGCCGCCCAAGAGCUCAGCGCCAUCGACGUGGCCACGGCCUUCUGCAAGCGUGCUGCCAUUGCGCAACAGGUAACCUCCUGCUUGACGGAGACUAUGUUCCCACAGGCUCUUUCUAGAGCAAACGAGCUGGACAAACAUAUCAAGACAACUGCAAAGCCUUUCGGACCGCUUCACGGUGUUCCGAUUAGUUUGAAGGAGACUUUUAACCUCAAGGGUGUGCACACUUGUCUUGGAUUUGCAUCUUUCCUGGAUCGCGAGCCUGCCACUUGUAACUCGGCCUUGGUAGACAUCCUUCUGGAGGCAGGAGCGGUUCUUUACGUGAAGACCAACGUGCCUCAAACAAUGAUGACGGCAGACUCGCAUAAUAAUGUCUUUGGUCGUGUCCGGAACCCACACCGAAGCACCCUCACAGCCGGUGGCAGCAGUGGAGGCGAAGGAGCUCUGGUAGCCAUGCGUGGGUCUAUCCUGGGAAUUGGCACUGAUAUUGCUGGGUCCAUUCGUAUCCCAGCGCUCUGCUGUGGUACCGUGGGCUUCAAGCCUAGUGUCGGCCGUGUACCGUAUGCUGGACAGACCAGCUCUGGCAGACCAGGAAUGACCGGGGUUGCUCCAUGUGCAGGGCCACUGUGCCACUCAAUGCGCGACGCAGGGAUGCUUCUGCGCGUGGUGUUUGAUGCAUCUUCUGACGAUAACGACGACAUGGCUCUAGGAUUCCCCUGGAUGGAGCCCACCAAAGCAGCUCCGCAGCAACUCACCAUCGGAGUCCUGCCGGAGGACCCCGCGGUUCCACUGCACCCCAACAUGCAGCGCACUCUCCAAGGGGCCAUUGAGAAGCUCGGAAACGCGGGCCAUCACAUCGUGGAUCUAUCUAAGCAAAUCGACUUCUUGGGAGCUGCCGCGGAUCUGGCCUUCCAGUUCUUCCGCAUUGACCCAGACCAGACAUCGGUGCAGAACAUCCGCAAGUCUGGCGAGCCCGCGAUCCCCUCUCUUCGAUUUACGUAUGACCUCGACGGAACGUCAGAAGAGCCGACUCUGCGAGGCUUGUUUGAUUUGAACAGUUCACGAGCCGAGAUCAUGGCUAGAAUGCGCCGUGUGUUCCUCGACAACCAGCUAGACGUGAUUAUCGGGCCUGGAUACCAGACCACGGCAGUUGCUCAUGACACCUUUGGUGUUCCAGUAUACACAGUCAUUGCCAACUUGGUGGAUUAUCCCGCCUGCGUUAUUCCCUAUGGCACCUCUCAGCAGACCGCUGAUGCUGAGUUUGUGCGCGACGUGCAAUAUUAUCCUCCUUAUCUCCCCAAGGAAGUCGAAAAUGCCCCCUGCCACAUGCAGCUUAUCGGUCGUCGGCAGAAGGACGAGGCGCUGCUCUAG